Molecule: messenger RNA, 1102 nt
Organism: Podarcis lilfordi (Lilford's wall lizard)
Lineage: Eukaryota; Metazoa; Chordata; Lepidosauria; Squamata; Lacertidae
Source: the annotation of a GenBank genome assembly
AUGGGCCAGAUCCUGUUAUCCGAAAACGGACCUGUAAGCAAGUCUCAAUAACAAAUUCCGUCCUAUUACUGGCUGCCAGCUGAGAUGACAGUUAGACAUACUCCGGGCAGGGGCACAUUUGGGCUGGGCUUCUAACAUUCGUUAGUUAUUUAAAACAACAGAUAUCUGUCUAUCUUUACACAGCGCAAUGCCUGGCCAGGGAGCAACAGAGCAAAGGGAAUCAACUGGCACAUUCCAAGCCCCAGCACAUCAUGGAAGGCGAGAGAUUGGCCUUUGGACCCAGCAAAUCUAAAGCCUCUGGCACAACCCCUUCCUCUCCCCUCUCCCAAACACCCUGUUUUGAGAAUUUCAACUGCAUUCUACUGGUGGGAUAAAUGCUGACAGUAGGAGCCUCCAGCUAUUCACUCCCACUAUGCCCCAGCCAUCAAUAUUGGGGUAGGAUUGUACUGCAAAUUAGUUUUAUUUAUUUUUUUGGCACAUAUUAUUGCAUCUAGUGCAUAAUAUUGCUUAGUGAAUGUUGAUAUUUACUGGUAAAGGUUAGUUAAUUCAUUUUUUAAAAACUAGCAUGGUACAUUUUCUUUUUCUUUCACUGAAAAGGCAUGAAAAGGUAGGGUGACAUUUGGCAGCAUACUGUGAAGACACUGCAUUGACUUUGAAAUUUACUGGUCACUGUGUCAGAAGGUUCUACUUCCUGUUUCUUAAGCAUAGAAUCAUAGAAUUAUAGAGUUGGAAGAGACCACAAGGGCCAUCGAGUCCAACCCCCUGCCAAGCAGGAAACACCAUCAGAACACUCCUGACAUAUGGUUGUCAAGCCUCUGCUCCAAAGAAGGAGACUCCACCACACUCCUUGGCAGAAAAUUCCACUGUCGAACAGCUCUUACUGCAGUCACUGAUUCACAAGAGUGCCUCUCAUCUUACUCUAUGACUUGCUAAACUAGCUCAGGAGUCCUCGUAGAGAUACAUUAUCAAAGCUUUUCAAAAGUCUAAAUACUCAGUGUGAAAUGGAUAGCAUUGCAAAUCCUUGUUUACACUCUCAAAUAACUCUAAAAGGUUAAUGACAAAAGCCAUGAUUUCCACUUGUUUUUUCCAGAACAUGCAUUAA